Molecule: messenger RNA, 5319 nt
Organism: Helicoverpa zea (corn earworm)
Lineage: Eukaryota; Metazoa; Arthropoda; Insecta; Lepidoptera; Noctuidae
Product: ATP-dependent RNA helicase dbp2-like
Exons: 6
Coding region: 1-2340 (779 amino acids)
Cellular component (GO): nucleus; cytoplasm; ribonucleoprotein complex
Molecular function (GO): RNA binding; ATP binding; RNA helicase activity
Source: RefSeq, a predicted model, not a curated record
AUGCUGGGAAACAAACCCAAUUUUCGGCCCAGAAACGAUUUUAAUGGAAUGAGGAAUGAAUUCAAUCACAAAAAUGAAAAUGGUGGAAACCAGGGCGAUUUUGGUGGGCCUAAAGAUUUCAACAAGAUGAAAAAUAAUUAUAAUAACCAGCCCCUAAAGAAGAAUGAUUAUGAAGCAGAUAAGGCAGUAGGUGGAAAUAUGCAGUUUUAUAACAAUGGCAAAAAUGAUUUUGGUGGACCGAAACAAGGUUUCCCAAAAAACAAUUAUGGUCCCAAGAAUUUCAAUAAUCAAAAUGGACAGCAAAACUUUGGGCCUAAAAAAGUUUUCAAUCCCAACAAUAUGCAACAAAAUGUUGAUUUUAAUGGGAAGCAGAGGGGAAAAAAGACCAAACACCCUGGUGAUAGCUUGGUAAAGCCAAUGUGGGAUUUAUCACAACUUGAGCCUAUCCAGAAAGACUUUUACAAGCCACAUGCUAAUGUGGAGGGUCGCUCAGAUGAAGAAGUGCAAAAAUUCAGAGUUUCAAAGGAAAUAACUGUCAGUGGCAACAAUGUUCCCCGCCCUAAUCAAGUCUUUGAUGAAGGCAAUUUCCCUGAUCACAUAAUUAGUACGAUCAAGGAACAAGGGUAUGCUGAGCCAACAGGUAUCCAGGCUCAGGGAUGGCCAAUUGCCCUGUCUGGUCGUGAUAUGGUAGGCAUAGCAUCCACUGGUUCGGGUAAAACUCUUGCAUACAUGUUACCCGCCGCUGUUCAUAUUAGCCAUCAACAGCGCAUUCAGCGAGGGGAUGGCCCUAUUGCGCUUAUUCUGGCUCCUACCAGGGAAUUGGCCCAGCAAAUUCAAUCUGUUGCUCAGAGUUAUAGUGCUCGUGGCACUAUUAGAAACACUUGUCUGUUUGGAGGCUCACCUAAGGGACCACAAGCAAGGGACUUGGAAAGAGGUGUAGAGAUAGUGAUUGCAACACCUGGACGAUUGAUCGAUUUCUUGGAACGCGGCACAACUAACUUGCGUCGCUGCACUUACUUAGUUUUGGAUGAAGCCGAUAGAAUGUUGGACAUGGGUUUCGAACCACAAAUCCGGAAGAUCAUUGAACAGAUUCGCCCAGAUCGUCAAGUUCUCAUGUGGUCCGCUACAUGGCCUAAAGAAAUUCAAGCUCUUGCUGAAGACUUCCUUAAUGAUUAUGUAAAAGUAAAUAUUGGUUCAUUGAAUCUGUCUGCCAACAAUAAUAUUAAACAAAUAAUUGAAGUUUGUGAAGAGCACGAAAAAGAGAUUAAAUUGACUAACUUACUGAAAGAGAUUUCACAAGAGAGAGAUAACAAGGUCAUAGUUUUUGUGGAAACUAAGAAAAAGGUGGAUGAUAUUGCUCGUGCUGUACGUCGCAGGGGCCACAAUGCUCUUGCUAUACACGGGGACAAGUCGCAAAUUGAGCGCGAUGCAGUGUUGACCGAAUUCAGGAAUGGAGUCAAUAGCAUCCUGAUUGCCACGGACGUUGCAGCGCGCGGUCUCGAUGUCGAAGACGUCAAAUUUGUCAUAAACUUUGAUUACCCAAAUUCGUCUGAGGAUUACAUUCAUAGAAUUGGUCGAACUGGGCGUUGUCAACAGUCUGGAACAGCUUAUACCUACUUCACAACUGGAGAUGCUCGUCAGGCUCGCGGCUUACUCGCUGUCCUACGAGAAACUGGCCAGAAUCCACCAACAAAAUUAAACGAUAUGGCUCGCAGCAACAACAACAACUCUGGUCGUAACCGUUGGCAACAACGCAAAGAAAAUAACAGUGGUGCCAGUUCGCCGCGUCAACAAAAUAACCAGUGGAAUAACAAAAUGGCCAACACAAAUCCUGAAGAAAGCCAGAACACUUACCAAAACCGUGGCGGUAAUCCUCAAGCUCCUCGAUUCUCAAACCAAAACCAAGGAAAUCAAGGAUACCGGCAAAAUAACUAUCAAAAGCAAGUGCCCUUCCCUAGCCCCAAUGUUUUUGAAUCUAUGGGCAAUUACCAGGGUGGAUACAAUAAUGGAUAUCAAAAUGGAUACAAUGGACAAAACGGAUAUGGUCAACGCCCAUACAAUAACAUGCGCAAUGGUGGGCAGCAGUAUCGCAACAAUAAUGCUGGCAACAAGAACAAUGGCACUGGCUCAUCUUAUGGAUCUCCUCCUCCACACUUUGCUACCCCACAGCAUUACCCUCAGAUGCAUCCUCAUCAUCAAGAGAUGCUAGGCGGCAAAUUUUACGGCGGCGGUGUUGGCGGCGGUGGACCCUGCGGUUACCAAGCUGCAGUGGGUGUAAGCGGGCCUUACGCACACCUGCCUCCUGGCUCCCUGCUUUACGCGGCUCCAGUGCAGCAGUAAGAAGUUUUUGAUGACACACCGCCUCUAAGCCCUAAACUAAAACCGGUUUAAAGUCGCAUGCCAAUUUGUAGGCAUAAAUAGCAUUAUCGAAAUAAUAGUAAUACUUGAUGUUCAUCAUAGAUUUCCCUUUAAGCUCUCUCAUUGUCCAUGUUUUGGUACUUGAGCUAUAAAUAUCAGUUAAUCAUUAUAAUCUAAGCGGGGUGUUGAUUCUUUCGAUGUCAAUAAUACUUUAUUAAUUUCAUCUAUUAUUAUUAGAUCUGAUUGAAGGCUUACAAAAUUACUUUUACAAAGUGUGUGGACAAUAUUAUCCUAACCAUAGUGACUAAUGUUAAAAAUUGCAUUGUCAACUAGAUUACUUUAGAACGUAAAAACUUUGUCUAUUCAUAAAACUUUUGUGAAUUCUCUUUCAGAUCCAUUUGAAUUAAAGUUAUAUUAAUGUGUGUUAGGUUUAUAAGAUUAUUCUCUGUUGGUUGGGUAUGCUAUAAAGGUUAAAGUAUAGGGGAUUCAAGAACUUACACAAAGUGUUGGUUAGAAAAUACAAUAAGAAAACAGUAAUGUGCAUAUUUGAGCAGUUGUGAUAAAACUCAAAAUGUAGGACUGUAAGUUGUGUAUCAAUUUUCACACCGAAUUUGUGAAUAGCUAGGAUGCCACCAACAGAGAAUUAAGUUUUUCCAAAAUAUGAUUGUGCAGUGGGACAUAUUAUGAAAAAAAAAUUGUCAGUUCCACUUUAGAAUUUAAUCUUUAUAUUUGUUAGAGUAGUAGUUGGUGUGGGUACCCAAUUGUGUAAUCCCGGGUGCCUUUCGUUUUCUUUAAAAGUGUCUGUAUGAUGUACGAAAUGCACGAAACAUAUAGAAGAUGAUUGAAAAUUUAGGGGAAAGGUUUUAAUAUGACAGAAAAUUUAUCUGAAAUAUUUUAUAUAAAUUAUUUUUACUAUCAGCGAUUGAAUCCAGUGGAUAAUGGGACAAUUUAGUAUUAGAAAAUUAAAUACUUAAAAAACGCGUUAAAAAAUGCUUUUGAUAUACUUCAUAGUAACAAUCUGUAUUGCCAGAUAAAAUUGUGAAUAUUUUUCUUAUGUAAAGUGAUGUCAAUGACAUUUCAGUCACUGAUUUCAAUGUUAUUUUUUUAUUAAAGAUUAGAUCUUUAUAAUCUUGAAUAUUAUGCCUAGGGAUACUAAUUAGUCAGCGUCAAUUUGAUCUAAGACAAAGUUGGGCUUUGAAUAAAAACUCAUUUUACCAUUCACAAAAAUGUAGAAGUGUGUAUAUACCAUGCAUUUAACUUAGAGUGAUUAGUAUUUUGUGUGUGAUAAAUAAUCAACCACAAUAUUUACUUUCAUAGCAAAAUAAGUGAUUUGUUCUUAUUUUUGAUUAUUUUUAUGACAUCAUUUCAGAUAAGUCGUCUAGUAACUUACUGGAUUUCUUUGUACGUACACGGGUUCUAAAGGCUAUAUUAAUAAGAAAGUCAAUAGGUACAAAUUAUACUGAAAGUAACAAAUGUAUUAUUUAGAUGCCCGUUACUGUCCAAAGAUUUGGAAAAAUCUGUGAUAUUUCAUUACUAUAUAACCUGUCGUUGCGUUGGUCAAUUGUUAAUGCAUAAGAACACUUCCAAAGUCUGGAAUGUGUUUCCUAGACAAAAAUAUAUUUUUUGACUAUUUGAACGAAUUUCAUGAGAAUGUUUGUGACAACAAAGCUUGCAAGUCGUUCACAAAUAUAUAAUAAUUAUAAUAGGUGUAAGAUUUAAUAAUUUAUUGUUAUUCAAUUUAGUUUUCCGUUUACCGUUAGGUGACGUAAAUGAACCAGUUCAAUGGGACGUAAAAGUUAUUAUCUAUAGUAAGAACCCUGUUUUAUUAUACAUCCCGGAGAUACGAUGUAAUAGCAAUGGGUCUAAUAAACGGAUUUAAGGGGUGAACAACGUGUUUGUGAGUUUCGCAUUCGUAACGAGUUUAAUGCGGACUUGCUUUGUUAUUUGUGUACAUUAUAAGAGAAGACUGCCAUGAAAGGAUGUGUAUUUAUGUGCGUAAUUUCGUCUUAAAGAUGAUAUCUUAAUGCUAGCUGGCCAGGGAAGUCGUCGUUAGUUUUUUUUUUACUAUUUAUUAACCGUGGCGGUAACGGCCUGCUAGAUAUGCGUGCGUAAUUUAGAUUGGCCAUCGUGUGUCGUGUCCGGAUUGGUCGCGGAUCGCAGGUAGCUCCUGUAUUAUUAUGUACAAAGUACUGCACCCACCUCUACUAACAACUGUGAUAAUAACACUAAGUAGCGUAGCAGGCGAUUUAUAUACUAGUAACGUCCAUGAGAAGGGAUGACAUCAUAUCUGACAUAUUGUAUUGUGAUAAUAUUUAUAUCAAGGCGUGCUCACCGCGUUUUGACAAAAUGUUUUCUCUAAACAAGACUGAUUAUUUCUUAUUAAUAAAUAUUUUAUACAUGUUCCACUUUGACUGAAUGAAUAAGAUGUCUGUAUUUAUAUUGGUAGUAUUUUCUUCUCUCUUGCUGUGUGUUUUCUCAAAAAAAUGAGUAUUCACUAUGUUGGAUAUGUGUCACAAUGCCUUUCUAUGCGGUCACCGAAUUGAAAAAAUUUAAUGUUCAUUUCGUUUUUUUAUUAAUUUCUAGUUUUCUUUAUUGUGAUGGAAAAUGUUGUUGACAAAUUAUGUGGCAGCGGCAGUAUAAGCACUACUAGAGUAUAUUAUUUGUUGUUAAUUUGCAAAAUUUUAUUGAUCCAACAUCAUAGGCAAUCGUACUUUUAUGCUUUACUAUUUAAGGAUUUAGUUUCGAAAAUUGAGAGUUGGUGAAAAAUAUACAUAGAUUUUUAAGUAUGUGGCAAUGCAGAUCUUCAUAAAUAUUGAUUAAUAUUAUCACGAGCGACAAAAUAUGGAGAGAGACUCCUUAUACAAAACUGUCCCAAAGGGAAGUCUUCUGAAUGUUUCUAAGAAGUGCAUUUCUUCUAUGUAAUACAGUAUUAAAUUCAGAAUAAUAAAUGUAUGAUUAUUA